AUGUCUGAGAGUAUUGAAAUUAUGAGUGAACAUACAACUGAACAUGAAAGUAUUGAACAUACAACUGAACAUGAAAGUAUUGAACAUACAACUGAACAUGAAAGUAUUGAACAUGUAACUGAACAUGAAAGUACUGAACAUACAACUGAACACGAAAGUGCUGAAUAUGCAACUAAUCAAGAAAUUUCCGCAAUUGAGAAAAAAAACUUAAUGUCAGAAAUUAUAAAAAAAAUUGUUGAAGAGCUUGGGAACAAUUUUUCGGAUACAGAAAAUAGGGAAUCUAUUAUGAUCGCUAUUAAUAAUAAACUUGAAAAGCUUAAUUCUCUUAUUAAGUCUCUUAUUGGAAAAGGGCAUGAUGAAUCAUUUGAUGAAAUAAUAAUCGAGAAUCCAAAUGAUAUUAUGUCUCUUGAUGCAUCUACUGGAAUGUUAUUUGAUAAAAAAAUUGAGACGUCAGAUGAAAUUAUGCCUGAAGUUGUUAAGAUAUUUCUAGAUCUAGAUGUUCAAUACCCAUUUGUAAAGGAAUUCCCAAAUCUUGCCUAUAGCAAUUCACGCCUAUUGACUGAGUUCUUUGAAAAAUGUCCUCAUAUUGAAUUUUCACCGGAACUCGAAAGAGACUUGAUGAACGAAGAAGAAAAUUAG
Molecule: messenger RNA, 639 nt
Organism: Dentiscutata erythropus
Lineage: Eukaryota; Fungi; Glomeromycota; Glomeromycetes; Diversisporales; Gigasporaceae
Source: the annotation of a GenBank genome assembly